Molecule: messenger RNA, 1837 nt
Organism: Daphnia pulicaria
Lineage: Eukaryota; Metazoa; Arthropoda; Branchiopoda; Diplostraca; Daphniidae
Exons: 4
Coding region: 140-1264 (374 amino acids)
Biological process (GO): SCF-dependent proteasomal ubiquitin-dependent protein catabolic process
Cellular component (GO): SCF ubiquitin ligase complex
Source: RefSeq, a predicted model, not a curated record
GAAAUCCAAAGAUCGUCUGCUAUUUCUGGUUAUUUGUCUCGUAUUUUUGUUCACCUUCGUUUCAAAAAACUUAAACUUACACAUAGCCGUGUAACGGUUGUUCAGUAACUUCGACAAACUAUUUUUUUGUAGUUUCAUUAUGCCACGAGUGAAAAGUGUAAAAACUUUAUUGGAACUGUCGAUAGCUCAUGUUGUACAAAGCAUGGAUCAGUGGUCAUGGAAGCCAUCAAUCAAGCUAUCAGACACCAUAUCAGAUUCAGAGCUCGGCACGAGUCCUUUACAUCAACUACCUUUGCAUGUUCUGGGGGAAAUCAUGUACUAUCUUCAAGAAAAGGAAUUGCUGGGUAAACACUUGAAAUGGGUUAUCACUUCUCAACUCGAUGAGCUUCUAUUAACCUCAUGUAAUGAAGUUCAGAUUCGUGAAUAUCUUAAACAUGCUGCUAUCCAAUGUCCAUGUCUGAAAUCAGUCGAAUUUCAGAGGGACAGAGAAAACAUUCUUGAUAUUGAGCCAUCCAUACUACAAUUCUUUCCUAAAUUCCAGCAAUUAGAGAAAUUGGAGAUUGCAUACACUUCAGUGGGAGAUAAUAGCUUGGAAGUUUUUGGAACAUAUUGCAAAUAUCUAAGGGAGUUGGAUGUGAGUCACUGUCCAGCUGUGACUGAUGCUGGAAUUCAAAGAUUGUGUGGUAAUGCCUACCAUUCAGGAAAAGAUAGUGGAAGGAUAGAUUAUAUGUGGGAUAAUGAAAAGUGUAAAUGUAUCCAGAUAUUGCGCGUUAAGGGAACUAGUGUUACCAAGAAAGGAAUUCAAAUCGCUCUUCAAAACCUACCCUCCUUGAGAGUUUUACGUCAUGAGUUAGUUGUAGAAGUCUUGAGUAACAUUCACCAAUUAGCGCUUGAGAGUAACCUGCCCGUAAUCCCCAAAUAUUCCUUAGUUGAAAUCGCUGUCGCUAGUCCGUAUACACAAGGUAGCUUAGGCUUAGCGCUCCUUCUUUGCCCUUCAAUUAUCAAUGUCAAGAUUAAGGGGAUUAGUAAUUUUCUUGAUAGUGACUUGUUGGAAUUAUUAUCAGUUGCUAGUCUUUGUCACCUACACAUAUCUGCUUGCCCUGAAGUAACGUUUUAUGAUGGAGUGAUCCCAUUGCUAAAGGCUAAUGGAAAUCUUCUCGAGAGCCUGAAACUUAAACAUUUCUAUGGUGUCGACUUUCAUUCUAUCUUCGAGUUAUGUCCUAAUCUCAAUUUUGCUUUUAAUUUAUCAUUGCGUUUGCUAUGAAAUUCCUAUUGAAGAACAGGACAGUUCUGUGCGCUGGAAACGAAUUAAUGUUGAACAUCCAAUUGUGACGAAACUUGAAGUAUUGCGUCUGACCUUUUCGUUUGUUGAUUCCGAAUCCCUUCUUUUGCUUUUGUCUUUGCCUUCUCUCAGGGGUCUUGAAAUCGCUCAUUGUUUUGAACUUACGGAUGUCAUACUUGAAAGGGCCGCGUUGCUUCAUGAUUUUCAUAAUUUGGAAGAAUUAGAAGUUGCUUUCUGCGAUUCUUUGACCAAAAAGGGAAUUGAUUUGUUGAUGAGUGAUAAAAACUCAAUCAAGGAAAUGACGUUGCAAUUCAGCCACACAACUUCAGAACUGCUUACGGCAGAGAACAUGAAUGAAUGGAAAGAGAAAAGUGAACAGAAAAAUUGGCAGUUGGAAUUACAUUUUUUCUGUGACUAAUUGUUCAUAAUUCAAGACAUUUUGCUUUCAAUUAUUUCCCUGUCCAUUGCUUUCGUUGUUGUGUAUGCCGCUAUGGCCUACGCGUUCGUUGGUGUCACAACGUCAAGGUUAAAAAAUAAAACACAGUUAAUUUGCUA